AUGCUUGGCCAUCGCCUUUUGCUCUCAGUUACGGCUGUAUUAGCCUCCCUGUCCCGGAUCCGGGCCGGCCAUCACCUCAUUGUCGGCGCGCCGGUGGCCCCCGGGGGGGAAGUCCCUCUGCGACUUAACGUCAACGACCUGCAGGCCGCUGCUGGACUCCAAUGGGAUCUUUUCAGCCUGCGCAACCGCAACUUGAAAGGCAACCUGUACGCCGCGUUUGUCUAUGCCCGUGACUUCAACCAGUUUGCCAUGACAGCCAACAAUGGUGUCGGUCUGGAACAGAUCCGCAACUGGAUUCAUGGCGAUGCUUCCUGCGGUCAGCAGUUCUGGCAACCUGAUCUUUCCGGGUUCGACCCUCUCUUAAUGCACACCACGAGAUCCGUAGCCAACAUCAACGGCAUGCGCUACUCGUAUGAAGGCCUGCAGUACUGGAAUAUGUCCAGCGCAGAUCUCCAGAAAUCUGCGACCGCUCUAAUUAACGAAAAGUACGGCAAUCAGGGUUGGUCCUCGAAGCGCGCCCGCGUCUCGUCGCAGUACUUUGCGCGCUUUGAGAUUGACCGCACCCAUGUCGAGCGGCCGAGCACCGUUGCGGUAUUCAUCGAUGGCACCAAAGCCGGCGAUGUGACCGUCAUGCCCCAGCCCCCCGUGGGUAUCAUGAAGGGCAGCUUCAUGAUUGACAGCUUUGUGCAGGACACUCUUGCCAGGACUGCCGGUUCCAAUGGAACUGUUGCCUCCAUCGCGCAUCUCGUCAGCAUCGAAAUUACCAAGCCCGAUGGAACUCGCAUCCCGAUCUCGUCCAUCAGUAGCCUGAAGCUCAGCCUUGAGGAAAUUCCUUUUACUCCUCCUAAAUCGAUCGAAGAGCUUCCAGUUUUAGGGAAGCCUACUGUUCACCGGAUUGCGGUCAGGGAACACUGGCAGGGACAGUAA
Molecule: messenger RNA, 927 nt
Organism: Akanthomyces muscarius
Lineage: Eukaryota; Fungi; Ascomycota; Sordariomycetes; Hypocreales; Cordycipitaceae
Exons: 5
Coding region: 1-927 (308 amino acids)
Source: RefSeq, a predicted model, not a curated record